Pelecanus crispus (Dalmatian pelican) is the source of this 1026-nucleotide messenger RNA. RefSeq names its product phosphatidylinositol specific phospholipase C X domain containing 1 (gene PLCXD1). Gene Ontology annotation, biological process: lipid metabolic process. NCBI's taxonomy places the organism in Eukaryota, Metazoa, Chordata, Aves, Pelecaniformes, Pelecanidae. Gene Ontology annotation, molecular function: phosphoric diester hydrolase activity. The record is from RefSeq and is a predicted model, not a curated record.
UAUGAAGUCCUAGAGCAGGCACUAAUGGAAGGCCCUUUGCAAACCUCCAUUCAUGUGUGCCGUGAAAAUGGUCAAUGGAUGUCACGAUUACCAGAGAAGCUCUGGGAUAUUCCCCUCUAUUACUUAGCUCUUCCAGGGAGUCACGACACUAUGACCUACUGCCUGGAUAAAAACUCUGCUGUUAGUGGCAACGAAUCCAAGCUGGUGAAGUUCUUAAACAAAUGCAUGCCCUGCAUUGUGCACCCCAUUAUCAUGAAGUGGUCUACAACACAGGUACUGACUGUGACGGAGCAGCUUGAGGCUGGAAUUAGAUACCUGGAUUUCAGGAUUGCCCACAAGGCUAACGAUCCAUCUAUGAAUUUGUACUUCGUGCAUAUGGUUUACACAACCGUGACUGUACAGGAUAUUCUGUGGGAAGUGUUAAGGUGGUUGGAAACUCAUCCUCAGGAAGUUGUUAUCUUAGCCUGCAGGAAUUUUGAUGGAUUAACCGAAAAACUUCAUUGUCAUCUUAUUGCCUGUAUAAAAGAGAUUUUCCAGUGUAAACUGUGUCCCAGAAAUGUGGUGCCGACGCUGCGGACCAUGUGGCAGCGUGGCCAUCAGCUUAUAGUCUCGUACGAAGAGGACGUGGAAGUGGAGGAGCACUGCGAGCUGUGGCCCGCGAUCCCGUACUGGUGGGGAAACAAAACCGCCACCCGCGCUCUUAUCCAUUACUUAGAGCGCAUGAAGCGGAUGGGCCGUCCAGAAAAAUUCUUUGUAGCGGGGAUUAACCUUACGGAAAAUUUAAGGUAUAUUCUCGUACACCCAUUUGGAUCGUUGAAGAAGAUGACACUCCAGAGUCUCCCAUGCUUGAAAAUCUGGAUAAAGCAGCAGUAUCCAGGACAAAAAAAAGAUUGUAUUAACAUCAUUGCUGGAGACUUCAUAGAAAACGAUGAUUUUGUCAAAGAUGUGAUAGAACUUAACACAAAAAUUAAUCCUCCAUUACACUGUCAAAGUAAAGGGGCUGGAACAAAUAGCAUUUCACUCUGA